UGUUUGUGCGGACGCAUUGUAUACACAAAAAAGUUAAGAGCCUAAUCGAAGAAAGAACCUUGAAGAUGGCUUGUCGAUUGAAUUCACUUAUCAGAAUUAAAAAGCUUAUAGAACAACCUUUAAAGAGGCAUUUUUCUACAACCCAGGCUACAACAGCUUUAAGAGUUAAGGAGACUGUUUCUAAAGAAAUCACUGUGAUCGAGGGCGAGAAAGUAGACUCAGGCUGGGAGGGGAAGAUUCUGAAGACAGCUGAACUGAAGAAUGACGCAUGUCCAAUCUGCCGUUUAAAUGUAGAAAUUAAGUAUACAGAUGUUUUAAUACUUCAACAGUUUUUGAAUGAUAAAGGUGGACUUCUUCCUAGGAGAGCUACUGGAGUCUGUCAGAAAUCCCAAAAUGAAUUACAAACAGCAGUCCACAAAGCCCAGCGUGCAGGACUGAUGCCACAGUUCAGACCACCACCAAAAGAAGGCAGACCAAGGAAAUUCCCAGUAUCUAACUUCAAGUGGAAAAGGUUUCCAGCAUAUUAUGAUGAUUAAUUGAUUAACAUUAAUAAAAUAAUUUUAUUUAUUUA
Saccostrea cuccullata (small rock oyster) is the source of this 571-nucleotide messenger RNA. Its product is annotated as large ribosomal subunit protein mL66-like. The transcript has 5 exons. Gene Ontology annotation, cellular component: mitochondrial small ribosomal subunit; ribosome. Gene Ontology annotation, molecular function: small ribosomal subunit rRNA binding; structural constituent of ribosome. The record is from RefSeq and is a predicted model, not a curated record. Gene Ontology annotation, biological process: mitochondrial translation. Bases 66 to 536 code for a protein of 156 amino acids. Lineage: Eukaryota; Metazoa; Mollusca; Bivalvia; Ostreida; Ostreidae.